GCCUGUAUCACUUCCAUUGGAACAGAUGGAUCUGUCUCUGUUUAUAGUCUUCGUGAGUCUGCCCUCCUCUUGCGUGCCUCACAUCCAAACAUAUCUUCUGAAAAUGCAGUGCUCGCACUCGGCUGGAGGAUACCAGAAGAUUUAUUGCUUGUUUACUUCGUGGAUGGCAGCCUCUUUGUUUGGGAUGUCAGUUUUGGAGUGCUGGAUAGGUAGGCCUACCUAA
Molecule: messenger RNA, 223 nt
Organism: Protopolystoma xenopodis
Lineage: Eukaryota; Metazoa; Platyhelminthes; Monogenea; Polystomatidea; Polystomatidae
Source: the annotation of a GenBank genome assembly